Messenger RNA from Fonsecaea nubica, 1884 nucleotides. RefSeq lists its product as hypothetical. The coding region runs from base 1 to 1884 and encodes 627 amino acids. The transcript has a single exon. Lineage: Eukaryota; Fungi; Ascomycota; Eurotiomycetes; Chaetothyriales; Herpotrichiellaceae. Gene Ontology annotation, molecular function: DNA-binding transcription factor activity, RNA polymerase II-specific; zinc ion binding; transcription cis-regulatory region binding. Gene Ontology annotation, biological process: positive regulation of transcription by RNA polymerase II. The record is from RefSeq and is a predicted model, not a curated record. Gene Ontology annotation, cellular component: nucleus.
AUGAGGAGUGACAAGGGCUGCUGGACCUGCCGCCUCCGACGUAAAAAAUGUGACGAACAUCAUCCGGUCUGCGAGGCCUGCGCGACGCUCCGCAUCACAUGCCACUACAGCGAGGAGAAGCCCACGUGGAUGGACCGCGGGGCCGGACAGCAGGAGAUGGCGAGGCGGAUUAAGCGCCAGAUCAGAGAGCAGGGUGCUCGCUCUCACCCUCACCGCCGUAUGGGGCGCGCGAGCAGGAACUCAGACGCAAUGCUGGCGACGUCUUGUCCAGGACCAGCACCGGGAGAGUAUCUAGCCACGCCGGUAGUUGAUGUCCUACCUGUGGAUAGCGUUUCGUACGCAAAAGACUACGGAGCUAUUGAGCAGCAGCAGCCAGUAACUGGAUCUCCCUCACUGUCGUGUCCCUUGGUCAUCCUUGACGGUCCAGGCGGGCGCGAAAGCGGAAACCCCGGCGCUGGAUGGCCCGACGCAUGCCUGUUUAUGUUCUAUCUCGACAAUCUCAUGCCGUUCCUGUUCCCCUUCUACCGGCCCUCCCUUGCCCAGGGUGGUAGGUCCUGGAUCCUAGAUGUCAUGAUGACCAGCCCCGUCGUGCGGCAGAUGGCGCUGUGCCAGAGCUCGUAUUUCUUCUCGCUGGCGCUGGGCACGGGCAAUUGCCAUGUGGCGUGGGAGAGGCUGCUCGCGCAGAGCAAGGACGCCUUUGAGACGCUGAGACGGUCCCUGCAGGCGCUGGAUGGGCGGACAGACAACACCGACACGGACAUGGAUCUGUGUGAAGUGGUGCGUAUCCUCGCUGGUGUUGUGCAGCUCCAGAGAUUCGAGACUUCUGUGUCCAACUUCGAGAAUUACCACGCACACCGCACCGCUGCUGUCGCUCUCUUCCGCCGUGUCCUCGACAGUGCCACUGGGACAACCUCCAGCUUCGAUGCCGUCAUGGGCCGUUUGGGCACGUCUUCGUGGAGACUGCCCUCGCAGUGCAUCCAAGUCCCAAGCGCCGAGCAGGCGGCUUGCAAGUUCUCGGCGGGGCUGGUGAUAUUGGACGACAUCAUCGCCAGCACGACGUUGCAGGAGAAACCAACCCUCUACGAGUACCAUGGUGGUCUUCUCAGUGGCACUGACGGAAGUGACCCUCCCAUCGACCUCGAACCUCUCUGCGGAUGUCAGAACUCGGUGCUCCUCCAGAUCAGCGAGAUCGCCGCGCUCGACGCGUGGAAGCAAGAGCGCACGAGGGCCGGGGACCUCGAUGUCGUGGAGCUUGUGAGUCGUGCCACGCCCGUGAAGGACGUGUUGAUGACACGCGUCACUCGGCUCGAGGCCGCUGCCAACAAUAUCACCACUGCCUCUGGCGCCUCAAAGAGAGCCUCUGGUCGCGGUCCACUGCCACUGGAUUUCUUGUUUCCAGCGUACCCGUACCACGGCGACGAAGCACCCGCACACACGAUAUCGGAGCAGACGGCCCUAAUCACCCGCAUCUGGGCCCACGCCGCACUGGCGUACCUCUCCGUCGUCCUCUCCGGCUGGCAACCCUCGAGCAGCGACAUACGGCACCACAUCUCGAGGAUCAUCGAGCUGCUCCCGAUUAUAUUGACGCCGCAACAACACACGGUCCCCUGUCCGUCUCCGUCCGCGUUCUCGCCCGCCUUGCUGCGCACCAUGGUCUGGCCGUUCUGCGUGGCCGGCUGUCUCGCACAGUCACCGGAGCACCACGCCCGUCUACGAAAACUGGUCGAACAGCUCCAGCCGUCGAGCGUGUUUGGGACCGUAUACAAGGCGCUAGGGAUCAUGGAGGGCGUGUGGCGGAGAAGAGAGGUAGGGGACGGACUGGCGCCCAGGGAUUUGGCUGCUUGUUUUGCAGGGCACGGGGAGGUGGUGGUGGUGCUUGUUUAG